Molecule: messenger RNA, 964 nt
Organism: Lobosporangium transversale
Lineage: Eukaryota; Fungi; Mortierellomycota; Mortierellomycetes; Mortierellales; Mortierellaceae
Exons: 1
Coding region: 125-694 (189 amino acids)
Source: RefSeq, a predicted model, not a curated record
UGUACGUGUAAAUUUGCAGGUGUUAUUAGACGAAAUAUGCAACACCUACCACAAACAUCGUUUUGUACAUGCUACUGUACGUGCUUAGUCACAUGAAAUAACAAAUUUAGCGUGGCUUCGUAUAAUGGGACUGCCUCUUUCUCUGGGUUUGGGACUGCCUCUUUCUCUGGGUUUGGGACACCCUAAGUGUAUUCGUAACUUGAGUGCACGUGACAAAAUCGACCUAUUUAAGGCUUGUUUUUUUCCUUUUCUCCACUUUUUUCUCUUUUUUCUUUUCUUUUACUUUUUUACAACCAACCUAAACACUUUCCAAAUCUACUGCAGCGCUCACUCUAGCCUUCCUAAUCAGCUAAGUAUACUACACUUCCUCCUUAUCCAAACAACUGCUUUCCCAACACCUCUUUCAAAAACAAAAUGCAACCCAUCAUUAAACGCAAAGCACCCGAGGACAAUUCCACUGAGCAUGAGAGGCAAGUGUCAAAGAAACAACGAACCGAAAAGACACAAGGACCGGUGGCAGAUGUCGAUAGAGCUAUUGAUUGGUCGUCGUCUUCUGCAUGGAUGCGAUCAGUCGACUAUAACAGGAGAUAUCGAAAUACCAAUAGAGCCAAUGAAUGGUCGUGGUCGCGAACAUUCAGGUAUAGCAGCGGCGAUGCAAACAGGAUGCGCAGAACAUUUCUGCGUGAUCCGGUGACUGGAAGCACUUUCACCAUUUUGUGCUCUCCGUCGUACAACGCUUUCAAAAUGGAAACAAAAUGGGAGCCCGGAAAACCAGGCCGAAAGGAUAUGACUGUUGUUCGUAUAGAGUCUUCUGACGAUAAAUCAUCGACAACUUUAACAUCGGUCAAAUCCUCUACGGCCUAGGUCGGCGUAAGGUCCCGGACUCGUGAGCAAGGAGCGUCCGGAAGAGAAAGCGGGGGUCGGAAUUCAAAACGACGAAGGAGCCCGAACAGCAAUAAGUAGG